GUGGGAUCUUUUUCUUUACUUUACAAUUUUUAUGAUACGUUUUAAAUACUAAAAGAUUAAAUUUUAUGCAAGUUUCUUUCAUACUCCUAUUUAAAAGACAACAAAAUAUGUGGCAACAUGUACGAUAUAGCAGACGCUUUCAGUGGAGGAUUCAAGUUGAAUAUUGAAAAAAUAAGCAUAUCAGAUAGGUUUAAGGUUUAAUAUUUACUUUUAAUAUGAAAUUAAAUGGAAAAGUUGGAAUGGUAACAGGUGGCGCAAAAGGUAUAGGAAAGGCAUUUUGUAAUGCUCUGUUGAAUGAAGGAAUGAAAGUCAGUAUCUGUGAUAUUAAUGAAAAUGUUGGUAAAAAUUUUCAUGAAGAUAUUCUUGAAGGCCAGAAAAGUAAAGUCAUAUUUUGUAAAUGUGAUGUUUCAUCUGAAAGUGAAUUCAGAGCUGCAUUUGAUAAAACUAUAAAGACUUUUGGAAGGAUUGAUUUACUCAUAAAUAAUGCUGGCAUACUCAAUGAACAUGAAUGGAAAAGAGUAAUCGAUGUGAAUUUUGUAAGUACUUUAAAACUUCAUAUGUAUUGUUUUUAAUACAACCUAUCAAAAUAUUUUAUAAUACAUGUUU
Messenger RNA from Stegodyphus dumicola, 606 nucleotides. RefSeq names its product 15-hydroxyprostaglandin dehydrogenase [NAD(+)]-like. Gene Ontology annotation, cellular component: cytoplasm. The record is from RefSeq and is a predicted model, not a curated record. Gene Ontology annotation, molecular function: oxidoreductase activity, acting on the CH-OH group of donors, NAD or NADP as acceptor. NCBI's taxonomy places the organism in Eukaryota, Metazoa, Arthropoda, Arachnida, Araneae, Eresidae.